This is a messenger RNA of Gallus gallus (chicken), 1388 nucleotides long. RefSeq lists its product as uncharacterized. The record is from RefSeq and is a predicted model, not a curated record. The transcript has a single exon. NCBI's taxonomy places the organism in Eukaryota, Metazoa, Chordata, Aves, Galliformes, Phasianidae. The coding region runs from base 229 to 1107 and encodes 292 amino acids.
CCGUGAAGCCAGGAAAGGUUUAAUCCCCCACCUACCCUACCUGGCAGGGACUCCCUGCGGGGCUUGAGGUGGUGCGUGGCUAUCAGGUUUGCAGACAGGUGAAACACCGGCCACUGCAGAGUCACAGUCCCGUCCUCACUCCUGAUGUCUUUGUUGAUGGUGUCAAAGGUGCCAAAGGUGGCAAUCCAGACCCCCUGCAAGUGAAGAGGAAGGAAGGGCGCAAGGGUUAUGGGCCGGCUGGAGGAAGAGCCCAUGUGGUGGUCCAACGCAGGGGCGCAGCUCAGGAGCCCUCUCGCGCUGUUCAGAGGCACAAGCCAGGGCAUCGGGAAUGGCUUUGGGAAGGGGCUGCACAGUCCUCUCCUUCCCCUGGCCCUCCCACAUGCAGCACAGCAGUCAGGGCAGAAGCAGCCUGGUGGGAUCCAGAGGCUUGCCACGAUUGGCCUCAGCCCUGAGAUAGGACACCGCCCAGCACAGGUGAUCCCGCAGGAUGUGCAGGAAGCCCACGGCAUGCCCAGUAGAGACAUGUGGGGUGAUUUCCUGCUUUCUGUGGAGGGGAAGACCGAGAGGAAUUCUCGUCUGAGCCGGGCAGGGAGAAGAGGAAGCCGCCAGCCAACCCACCUUCUGCACCAGGAGGUGCUCUUGUACGUAGUCGGCCACCGCAUCCCAGACGGCAACUCGCUCUGGAGGGCAAAGAAAAGCAGGUCACACUCUGCAUCUGCCGCUUCCCGGCACCGCUACCGCUGCCAGGCGGGAGUGAGGUGGCAGAUGGGAAGUGUCGUCUCCAUCCUGAGCUUGGCUGCAGCACCACUGCUGUGGUGGCUCUGGACCCAUGUACCUUGGGUGUCGGUGCAUGUGUGUCUGGAGGCACACCGCGCUGCGGGGCCAUCCUUGCAGAAGCUCAUCCUGUUCCGCCUCGUGCCGGCGGGUUGCUCCUUGUUGGCGCCAGCCAUGCCGGAGCUCAUCCCUUCAGACGCGUCUGCUCUCUGCCAGAUGCUCCUUCAGGAUGCAGGACCCACCAGCGUGCACCGCCUUCGUACCCCUCCCGGGUGGCCGUGUCACAAACGUCGCCACGGUGACAGCGUGGGCAGUGCUGGCCGCAGCCCAUGAUGACGCUGGCACCAGCAGCCUGCUGCCCGCCCCGGGUGGGAGUGCUGGCUCCUCUCUGUUUCCUCUCUCUUCCUUUCUGUGCUCUCCAUGUUAUGUUACUUGUUUUCCUUUAGUAGCCGUUGCCUGAAUUGAUGUUCAAGUAGUUGACACAGAAGCAACGACUGUUCCAAAGGCCUCUACCCGUCUUGUUGAAGACCAGUUGGCAGAAGGUUUCUUUGUUUUGCCUGGAAGUUUUUUCAUGGAUUCUUUGUUAGAGCAGUCACUAAAUUACCUGACAUUGA